Molecule: messenger RNA, 8245 nt
Organism: Schistosoma haematobium
Lineage: Eukaryota; Metazoa; Platyhelminthes; Trematoda; Strigeidida; Schistosomatidae
Gene: PHF10
Product: PHD finger protein 10
Exons: 6
Coding region: 4657-6849 (730 amino acids)
Source: RefSeq, a predicted model, not a curated record
AUUGCGAUAGCGUAUUUUUCAAACUGUACGUUGCGUUUGGAAGUUCUGUUUUUAAUGGUCAUCAAGCGUUCAUUAUAAUUAUUCUCAAUCAACUUCCUGAUCUUUGACAUGUGAAAAUUCCAAAAUAUUUUUUACUUUGUCAACUGUCCGUGUUUUAUCGUAAGGUUUCUUUCUAUUCACUUGUGUGAUUUUAAUAUUUAGACAGCAUGCACACUUGUAGUAUUUUUUCCCCACUUAGGUGUCUUUUGCGUCUCUAAAGCCCAUCACUUGACUUGCGGUUUUGAUGUGUCUGUUGUAUGAAGUGUUAAGUGUUUCGGAUAAUUCGUUGCUUCGUGCGAUGAGUUCCUCAACUUUGAGUAAAUUUUCAGGACAUAUCAUGGGAACUUCAAAUGUGUGUUCAGAAAGGCCCUUAUACAAUGGUAAGACUACGUACAAUUAGUUCUAGGAACGGCUUUUUUAGUCUUGACCAACGAACAUGGAAUGGAAAUUGACAUUUUUUAUUAUGCAAUGGGGGAUGAGGGGAGUCUGCUCAUUCAGUGUUAACACUGGAUGGGUUACAUAGUUCAACAUAAAAUGAAGAUUAAUGUUAAAACUUAAUUUAUGGACAGCCUUUGAACAAUGUCAAGGUGAACUUAAAAUACUUCACCUACUAGCUAGCGUCUAAAGAGGGUUAUAAUUUAGUUUGUGGAAUUAUAAUUGGGACUUAAAAUUGUAUGUUAGGGUUAAAUAUUAGAGUUAAGGCUUUUCUUAUGAGGGCCUCACCCCAAGCCUUUGACCUAGAAGUCUAGCCCAAAAGGCAGUUGGGCAGCGUCAGGAGAUGCAGUUCUAUGACACAUGGUGACCAUCAAUAGGUGCAUACGACAUUCGUUCCCUCAGGACCCUGGAGCCAGCCCAUGUACACCAUUGGUUUGGAAUCAGGGUUUUUCAACUAUCCUAGAUGUAUCCUCCAUAUUCGCUAAUCCGGUUAAAGCACCGGAUAUUCGCUUUUCGUCCUCUCACUUUGGUAAACAACACUCGUGGUGCGAGAAGGAAGUGAGUAGGACUUCCUUGGUAGUGGCUGUAUUGAUGUUACCAUGUGAGAGCAUUUCGUAUUCUGCUUGCUGUCAAAAAUCUUAAGUAGCCCAUAGAUUUUAGUUCUACAGAUUUUCGAAGCCUAUAGAUUCUGUCAGCUUAAGUAAUUUGUCAACUUUGUGUUUUUCGACCACAGCCCGAUUAUUGUUAUUUAGUUUAGUUUUUAAUCCGUACUUAUCUAAUGAUUUGUACUUUUUCUCAACAGUAUCAACAGGUUUGAUACAGAUAAACGUUUGUCACUUCAUAGUACAGUUAUUGAAGUAGUGUAGAACCGAAACAACACUAUGAUUUCACUUGGUCCUUGUUUUUACUAGCUGCUUAAACACCAACAGCAUUGGAGUUUGUGGUUUGAUAUCUACCACCCGUUUUAUAAGGAGAACUUUCCGCGGCAAUAAUGAUCAAAUCUUCACCAUGCAGUACAAAGAAUCCAGUAAACGACUAAGAUAAGGUACAGAAAAACCAUAAAAAUGAUUCGAAAAAGAGAAAGCCAUACAGAGUACCGGUUUAUGUUGAACACUGGAAAGACCUUGAGUUUUUAUCAGUCAGUUAUGUAUCUAUUUUGGUCGGUCAUUCAGUCAGCUACAAAGUAGGACCAGGCACAUAUAUGCAUCGGUCCAAGUUGCCAUACCUCAUUAGCACAGCAAGAUGAACACCGGAUUCAUAGAAUCAGUUAAUUCAAUCGUGUAAUAUAUAAAAGAAAGAUUUUAUGUAAGGAUGUAGUACAGGAAGAAAGGAUUGGUUGAUAGGAAGAAAGAUAUGAGGCGAUUUUCAUCUCAUAGUUUAAGGGAAGAUAGUGUGUGCAUCUACGCUAAUGUGAUCGAUUCUGAGCCAGUAUCCAACCAUUGGUUACGAAAGUCACGCGGACCCUAACCAAGUAGUCUGCAUCUACCAACAUGGCUCAGACCAGAAGUUAGUGACUUCAAGGACUGAUGCCACGUUUUGGUCUGGCCGCCCCUUACUUUCUUCCAACCAUCCAAUACCAGUCAGCAUUGCGCGUCGUGGUAAACGGUGUUCAGGCAUACGUUACACGUGGCCUAACCAUCUGUCAUUAUUAUUAUUAUCAUUAUUAUUUGAACACAUAGAUAUUAGCACAAGGCGACACCAAAUAUAUAUGCGCCACAAAAAUCUCAUUUGAUUUGUGUGGGGGCUGUGAUAGUGCCAGGGGGCCCAAACCGAAUCAGGUGGUUCUCUUAUGGGGCCACACCCGGAGCCUUCGACCUAAAGGUCUGAUCCACAAGGCAGUGGAACAACAUAAGGAGAUGCAGUUCCAUGGUAACCGGUGACCAACGAUUGGUUCAUACUCUAUUUGUUCCUUGAGGAUCCUAGAGCCAGCCCAUGUGCACCAUUGGUUUGGAAUCAGUGUUUUCCAACUCCCCUAGGUGAACUCUCCAUGUCCACCAACCCAGUUAAAGCACCGGAAAUCCGUUUUUGGUCCUCUCAAUUUGGUAAACAACACUCGUGGUGCGAGAAGGCAGUGAGUAGGACUUCCCUGGUAGUGAUUGUAUGCCUGUGGCCAUGUGAGAGCAUUUGGAGAGAGAGAGGGAGUGCCGACCUUCACCACUCUCGGCCGUACCAGGGCAUUUGGGGGUGCCAUCUCAGUCGGUGAAGAUUCACAACCUCAUCAACUGAUUUACCCUGCGUCUAACCUCCCUAUUACUUACCCGGUGAUCCAUCAGUAUGUCUAUGAUGAAGUUAAACAAAAAUGGAGAAAGUGGACAGCCUUGACGGACACCACUCGAGGUUGCAAACGCAGAUGACAGUUCGCCAUAAGCUCUGAAUCGAUUAAUAGUGUUCGAGUAAAGAGCCUUCUUAAGGUUUAUGUACUUGUGAGGUAAGCCUUUCAGUGAGGAACACUGCCACAGAACCUCUCAGUCUAUAGAGUCAAAUGCUGCCUUCUAAGUCAAGAAAGACCACCAUUGUCGGACGCCGAUAAGUAUGCCUGUGUUCUAGAACCUGACGAAUGGUGAAUAUGUGGUCGAUGCAGCCACGACCAGGUGUGAAGCCAGCCUGAUUUUUUCGUGUUUGCAGUUCACGUUUCUUUGUUAUGUGCCCAAUAAUUAUUGAGGCUAGUAUUUUAGAUGCUAUGUUAGUCAAACUAGUCCCUCUAUGGUUGUCACAGGAUGAUUUUGAUCCUUUCUUAUAUAUUGGGACAAUAAGUGAUUGCGACUAGUCAGAUGGGAUAACAUCCAACUCCCAGAUUUUAGCUAAAAUAUUAGUCAGCCUAAUCACCGAAAUUGGACCACCAUCCUUGAAGACCUCUGGAGCCAAUCCAUGUGAAUCAGCUGCUCUUCCUCGUUUCAGAUUAACUAUAGCCUUUUGAACUUCAGCUAGAGUCGGGGGACCUACUUCAAUGUUCCAUUCACGCUAGCUGGGAAUGUUGAGUAAUUGUAGAGUAGCUGAAGGCCAGCCGAACUGUACUCUAAAAUGUUCCGCCCAUCGUUCUAACCGUCUGGGCUGGGAGCAGAUAAGUGUCGUCCUUUUCCGACAUAGUUUCACUUACACUUGACAUUUUAGUCCUUGUUUCUUUUAUGAGUCUGAAGAGCUGUCUUGUGUUACCUAUAGCCGCCGCCUUUUCCAUCUCUUUCACUUUCGUUGCCCAUUACUGCUCACGGUCGUCCCUUAAGCUUUUGGUUAACCUAGAUCUGAUUCGCUUCUGCUCAUCAUCGUGUUCAGAGCUUGAUGGGAUGAGUUUACGAGUGCAAUAGACCUAGAAGGAAUCCAUUGGUUUGUUGUAACCCUUUGGUUUAAAUCACUAAUAGAUGUCACUGCUGUUUCCACAGCUGUUUGUAUAUCUUUCCAAGCAACAUCUGGGUCAGCCUCGUAUUCAGAACUACCUAAGUGUGACCUCAGUUGUUCCUGGAAUCUACUUUUGGCUUUCUCGUCACUCAAUUCAAUUCUAAUGAGUCUUUUUAAUGUGGCUUUUCUUCGACCAGUGAGGUGAAAGUAGAUGCGUGUCCGUAUUAGGGCGUGGUCGGAAUCCAAGCAGGCAUUCCAGAACGAGCGAUAAUCUUCUAUCGAGCAUCUCUGUUGAUGACUGAUGGCAAUAUGGUCUAUUUGAGCCCAUUGUUGGUUUGGUGCAGGGGGUCGCUAUGUUAUUGUCUAAAUAUUUUUUCAAAUGGGUGUUAUGAUUUAGUUGUCAGGAUAUCUUUCGUGUUACCUAAAUGAAAAUUACAUUGUAAAUGUAUGCUACCUCCAAAUUCAAGUUACAAUUUACAAGAAAACUCGUAGACAUGUUACAUGAUUCAGUACUAUCUCACGGCUCUGGCAUUUAUUUAUUUUAACAUUCCAGACUUCUACUCAUUAGCUUAAACUAAUGCAAAUAGCUUUGUUAGGUGAUUUUAGUACAACGUGAUUUCUAACAGGCUUAUUGUUUGAUCCCUGCUGGGAAAUCAGGUUGGUAUUUUUCCUUUCUAGUCAGCUACUUUAAGCUCCAUUUCUCUUUUAUUGUGAAACUCAAAUUAGUUUACAUAUAUUAUCUCCGAAAUUUCCUAGAAAGUGUUCCGGGUAGUUAUACCAAUCGAGUGAGGUUUAGUUUUUGGACGAAUCCCAAUUGAAACUUGGUCUCUUUUUCAACAAGCAAAAUCAAUGACAUUUCCAAUUUGUACAGAAAGUAAUCACGCUCCAUUUAAAGAUCAGAUUGACGAUGAGACCGUAAUGUUUGAUCUGGACAUGAGCGUGGAUACUUUGCCUGAUACACCCCUAAAGAAUGAUGAUGGUGACUCGGACACACAAAAGACUCGGACGAAUCAGUCCAGUAAUUCUCUUUCCGCCACUCCUUCAAGACGUGAAAGUAAAAUGAAGUCAGAUAUGUCUCGUUCUACUUCCAUCUCAGGACUUACGGAUAAUGUUAACUUGGAGGACAUUUAUGAGUACGACUGGGCUGAUAGUGAUUCUGAAUCACCUGGUGGAAAACAUGAGAAGGAGUCAUACAUAGUUCAAGAAGUUCUUGCUGACUUUUUAAAGGUUAAAUCUUUUAAACGCAAGUACCCUGAUCUAGCUAGGCGCGCUAUGGAUGCUUAUGAACGAUCGUGGUUGCAACAAGAGGGGAUUGUUCCCGUUGGUCGUGCAGACCUUGGUCUCACAGCACUCAAAACUGAUGAUGUUAUGAAGCUUUUGCAACAGGAUUACCCAGAGAUACACAUUGCUCUCACGGAUUUGUUUCGUCGACGAAAAUUUAAAACGGCUGUCGAGAAUCAAAAGCGUCAGUAUGAAGCUGCUCGUAUUGAACGUGGAGAGGCUCGAGCUGAAGCAGCUCGCAGACGAGCGUUAGAUUCUGCUGCCGAUUACAAUCAUCGCCUGAUUACCGAACGUAUGAGUUCAAGACGUUGUUAUUGGGAUUUACAGACAAUGCAAAUUCACAUUCCCCAGAGAAUUUAUAAGUUAUUAGAAUACCCAACUUUUCCCAAUGGUGCAUAUCCUGUGGCAGUCAUACCUGGACAGUUUGCAGAAUAUUUUAUGAGCUAUACUCCUGAACAGUUAUCAUACCUUCCAUUAUCACGUGUUUUAUAUCCACAUCCACUACGAAAACAUAGAAAUCCACCUCCUCUCCCCACAACACUUCGAUUUGGUUCGAUUAAGCCGAAAGUCAAUCCACCUACUAUGACCUCUUGUGAUUUCGGUGAUCAAAAUUCAUUUGGUUUAGACCAUUCUAGAUCUAUUGACUCUUUAAACCAUCAAACCACAAGCUCAAUGGAAGGUCUUCGGACUAGAUAUGCAAACGGAUCACUAUUAUCAAGUGGGGUUGCUAAUUCAAACAUGUUAGUUGGUGAUAAAUCAUCGGUUUCUGAUGUAGAAACAGAUAAAAUCAGUAAUUCGAUCUAUCGACGAUAUAAAACAAAUACAGAAAUAAAUACAGAAAAUCCUAUUUGUGUUGUAUGUGGCCAAUUAGCUAUGAAUUAUAUACGUUGUUCUGAGUGUAAAUUAAUUGGUCAUCCAAAAUGUUUGGAUAUACCUGAUUCUAUGCUGUCAGGUGUGAAAAGCUAUGAUUGGACAUGUUUAGAGUGUAAACGGUGUGUGGAAUGUAAUGACUCAGGUCAAGAAGAUCAAAUGAUGUUUUGCGAUCGUUGUGAUAGGGGUUAUCAUGCAUUUUGUGUUGGUUUAGGACGAAUUCCUAAUGGAAAUUGGGAAUGUUUAUUAUGUGAAUCAUUGCCAACUCCGCCUAGAAAAGGACGUCCUAGAAAAAAUAGACCUAAAGACUCGGAUGAUUUACCAUGGGGUUAUAGUGUGAAGAAACCACGUAAAUCAAUAUUGAAGCGGAAAAUUUGUCGAACACCAGGUGUUAAUGAUACCAAAGACAUAUCUUUAGCAUAUAGUUCUUAUCCAUACGGUAGCGUCCAACCAAUAGUCCCUGGUGCUGAAUUAGUACCUAAACGACGUCGAGGCCGUCCUCCAACAAAAAAUCGCGUUAUUGUAUCUCUUCCACCCCCGUCUUCUCCAUAUUUUUCGAAUCCAAUCAACUUUAGUCCUACUCGUUCAGAUGUUUCUGUACCCCUACCAACCUCUCCACCUACACCAUUAUCGAUCAAAGUGUCUAUGAUUGAAAGUGAACCUUCAGGACUAUGUCCAGUUAACUCCAUUCCAACUAAAAUAGAAUCCUUUGUUGCGGAAAAAGUUGAUAUUUCCGAAAAGUCUGAACAUUUAAAACCGGAUAACAAUGAUAGUAUUAUUAAUAAUAGUAGUACGGUCGAUAAAACUGAAAAUGACAUUGUGAAACAUGUUGGUGAAAUGCAGAUUCCUUCUUCAACAAAUUCAUCUGAAUCAAAUAAUAUUGAAAAGUGAUUAUUCAUUUAAACUGUUAACCAUCUUUUACCCUCCAGGCUUUGUAUAUUUAUCCAUUGUACUUAAAGGUCCCUAGUUUCAUUUUUAAUAACUAGUUUUAGUUAUCUUUCUUUCCGUGUAUUUGUAAUAAUGAAAUUUAUAUUCUAUAUUUCAAAUAUGGUUGAAUUUCUGAAAUAUAUUUAUUGUUAUAAGUCAGUUAUUUUGUUUGUUUAUGGAUUAUUUAUUUAUUUAAACGCUAACAUUGGUACAAAGGAGCAUCGAAUACAUAUACGUCACACACGUCACUUGAUUGGUGUGUGAACUGUCAUAUUGCCCCAGGUGCCCAAACCGAAUCAGGUGGUUCUCUUAUGGGGCCAUAUCCGGAGCCUUCGACCUAAUGGUCUGAUCCACAAGGCAGUGGAACAACAUAAGGAGAUGCAGUUCCAUGGUAACCGGUGACCAACGAUUGGUUCAUACUCUAUUUGUUCCUUGAGGAUCCUAGAGUCAGCCUAUGUGCACCAUUGGUUUGGAAUCAGUGUUUUCCAACUCCCCUAGGUGAACUCUCCAUGUCCACCAACCCGGUUAAAGCACCGGAAAUCCGUUUUUGGUCCUCUCAAUUUGGUAAACAACACUCGUGGUGCGAAAAGGCAGUGAGUAGGACUUCCUUGGUAGUGGUUGUAUUGGUAUUGUCAUGUGAGAGCAUUUGGAGAGAGAGUGAGAGUGAAAGGGGUGACUGACUUUUCCCACCCUCGGCCGUACUAGGGCAUUUGGGGGCUUAUGUUUAUCAGUAUGAGUUAUUUGUGGAGAUUGUAGUGUUUUCCCAGUUGGAAGCACGAGUCUAUUUAAGUUAUACCUAUAUAUUGGUUUUCAAUAGUGGACAAAGAGGCUAUCCAAUGCUUCUAGGUUUUCAAUGGUAAUCUAGCUUAGACUGACUUGUGAUUUCAAUUAUGAAAAGAUUUAUUGAUACCAGUUAAAUAUUAAAAACAAACAUGAAGUUCAACGAAACGACCUCUUUCCAAGUAAUUUAUUAUCAAACUGUACAAUCAUAUACUAAUAUGUAAUAAUUCUGUAAAGACAUAAAGAAAGAAUGAACAUGAUUAUUUUAUAAAUAGAUUAUAACACUAGAUUAUAUACUGUUGUAUAAUUUCUACGGGGCAUGUACAAUUAAUAAGAGUGUAAAAUUAUUUAUUGAAUUCUAGUGUGAAUAAAGUGAAAUAAUUAAAACACUGUUAAAGGUAUGUUAUAACUUGUGGCCUAUAUGCCCUGUUAAUGUAUAAUAUGAUGAUACAGCUAAUUAGAGAGCGACGAAUUAUCGAUCGAACCAGUGACGCAUAAAACACGUGCGAGUAGCCUAGAGUCCUUAUUCGUCUCGCUUCCUGUCUAGCCCAGCCAGUGAAGUUCAAAACACCAAUCUCAG